AUGUCCUCGUCCACCAACUCUUCCACUGAUGUUCACCCCUCCGCUGUAGGGAGAAACACUGCUCCUGACACUAAAUCAUCACUACCCGAACGAAGAGAAUCCGGAUCGUCUACGCAGGAGCCUUCCAACCAUGGAGAGUAUCCAGAGCAGCGACAUGCUGGUGCGGUCGGCUAUGGUCCUAAUUUCCACCAGAAACCGGGAUUUCUCGAUAAGAUAACAUCGGUAAAAGAACAAGUCGUUGGCAAAGCCACAAGAAACCCAGAACUAGUUGAGAAGGGCCAUGAUCGCUGGACCGGCGAAUUGAAGCAGAAAGAACUUGAUGCCGAUGCCGCAGAGGACCCAUUCGCCAACCCAGAUGAAGACAAGGAACAGAAACAGCAGCCAGAAAGGACCAAGUCUUCGACUUCUAACCAAAGCCAGUAG
Messenger RNA from Mycena indigotica, 423 nucleotides. RefSeq names its product Calmodulin-like protein. The transcript has 2 exons. NCBI's taxonomy places the organism in Eukaryota, Fungi, Basidiomycota, Agaricomycetes, Agaricales, Mycenaceae. The record is from RefSeq and is a predicted model, not a curated record. Bases 1 to 423 code for a protein of 140 amino acids.